Dalotia coriaria is the source of this 2289-nucleotide messenger RNA. RefSeq names its product ovarian-specific serine/threonine-protein kinase Lok-like. Gene Ontology annotation, biological process: protein phosphorylation; mitotic DNA damage checkpoint signaling. The record is from RefSeq and is a predicted model, not a curated record. NCBI's taxonomy places the organism in Eukaryota, Metazoa, Arthropoda, Insecta, Coleoptera, Staphylinidae. The transcript is spliced from 5 exons. Gene Ontology annotation, molecular function: protein binding; protein serine/threonine kinase activity; ATP binding. Bases 389 to 1768 code for a protein of 459 amino acids. Gene Ontology annotation, cellular component: nucleus; cytoplasm.
ACGAAAACAUUAAGUUCGUUGAGUUCCUUCUUCCUUCGAAUUUCAAAGCAGGAUUUCCGUUAAUUUUCGUCCAACGACUGUUUCGUAACGUAAAAAACAUCAACUUGUUAAUUAAGCAGAAUUAUGAUAACCAAAUUACGAUUAUGACUUUCUUUAUGAGUAUUUGGAUCUUUGGUGCAGUUUCUAACUGUCGCUGAAUGUCUCCUUCCGGUCAACCUUCGAGAAUUUUCGGAUGCUGCAAUAGCAUUUUUUCUUGAAAGAGUUCAUUCAUCACCCACACAACCUCACCAAAUUCAUCUCGUAGUUUACUUUUGUUUCCCAACUCAGCUGCAUGCAAAAUAUUCUCAAUAUCAAUAAAAGUGUGCAUGUAAACUAUAACUAGACGAAAAUGUCUUGCCAAUCUCUAGACACUCAAACUCCUGACUUAUUGAGCCUUACACCGGCGACUAAAGCAAAUAUUAUUCAACCAAUUCAUGCAUGGGGAAGACUGUAUUCUACUUAUCUUCAUCUUAGUCCAGUUGAUUUAGAGGUUGAAUCAUACAGCCUAGGAAGAGCUGAAUCCUGUGAUAUAAUCAUAACUCAAGAUAACAUUCCAAUACAUAGAAUUGUGGCAAUCAGCAAGGUGCAUUUUGUCAUCACCAAGGAAGAUUCCCUGGUGCUCAUCAAAGAUAUGAGCAAGAAUGGCACCUAUCUUAAUGGAAAUCUAAUUGGCAAGGGUAGAACCAACAUUCUGCAGAAUGAUGAUGAGAUUGCAAUUGGUUUCAAGGGAUUGAAAGUGUACAUAUUUAAAAUCAUCUGUGACUUGGAUGAUAACAAGUAUUUGCCAGAGAAACUCAGGAAGAAGUAUCAAAUCUCUAAAUUAUUGGGAAGGGGAGCAUGUGGGGAAGUCAAGUUGUGUUUUGAAAAGGAAACUUUGAGGCCUUUUGCUGUUAAAAAGAUUGUAAAAGCCACACCAUUGAAUGGCAAGAAUAAAAUCAAUUGUCCUGAGAAGAUUGCAAGAGAGAUUAAUAUUUUAAGAGCAUUGCAACAUCCGGGUGUAGUUUCAAUGAAAGACAUAGAAGACACCGUAGACAGUGUGUUCAUCAUUCUGGAAUACAUGGAAGGCGGCGAACUCAACGGAUUAGUCGAAACAACGCAUCCGAUCAACGAAGCGCAAGCGAAACAAUUAUUCUACCAAAUCGCAGUGGCUGUCGCCUAUCUACACUCCAACGGCAUUAUCCAUCGUGAUCUCAAACCGGAAAACAUCCUGCUCAAAACCCCAUACCCGGACUCGAUCGUAAAAAUCUCCGAUUUUGGUCUGAGUCGCUUUCUUGAUGAGGAAAACGACUUCCAACGCACCGUCUGCGGUACUCCAAUGUAUGUGGCACCAGAGGUGUUGAGGCGUGAGUUGUAUGGCUAUCAAGCGGACAUCUGGAGUCUUGGAGUCGUGUUGUACUUCAUGUUAGGUAGGGAUCUGCCGUUUAAACACGAGAGGAGACUCUCACAGACAUCACAGGUUACUUUCUGUGGUGAUACUUGGCUGAGCAUCAGCGAGGACGCCAAGGAUCUCGUCCGACGCAUGUUGACCGUUGAUGUGCGAGAACGCAUCAAGAUGGAUGACCUGAUGGUGCAUCCGUGGAUUGUAGACACAGGGAUGUUGAAUAAGGUUGGUGAGUUAUUGUAUGGUGAGCAUAGCACAUUUGCAGCUUAUGACAGCGAGAGUGAUGAGUCUAUCAUUGUGGAUUCGGAUGAUGAAGCUCCGCCACCGAAACGCUCCAGGACUGAUUAACUGAUAAACUUAAAUCAUCUCAUUAUUUUUUUUGCAAUUUAGUUUGUAAGCACAGAUUUUUAUAUUUUUCUAGACGAGUAUUGUUGUUGAAAUGACGAGUAUCCAAAGAGUAUGUUAUAAUUAGACGUUCAUUAAGUUUUUCGUGAUCUCAGUGAAAGAGAUCCAAAGAGUAUUUAAUAGUAAUGUUGCAUAUUGCAUCGUGAUCUGAUUCGUAUGAGGUCCAAAGAGUAUUACAUAAAAUACGAUAUUGAUUUUGAUGUUGCUUAGGUUUAAUAAUUGUUUUUGAAGAUUUGUGAUUGAGAGUUGAGUGCAAACGCACACAUGUGGUGCGACUAACUCGUGCCUUUGAUGAUUAUGACAUUUAAGUAGAGUAUUAUUAGUUAGUAAGUUGAUUCUGUGUUGUGACAAUCCCCGAAAUCAUCAAAUUUGCUGGUUCCUGUUAUGAUUUCGUGGGAAACAUUUUGUUAUAUGCGUAAAAUUAAGCGUUACAAUAAACUACCGAUUUUUUACUACUGCUAACA